UAGUACGUACUGUACGUAGGAGGGAGGGAUUCAGGAUCAACGCCCGGCAAGGCAAAGCUUUGUCAACGUGCAUCUCUCGAUCUGAGCCGUUGGAAAUGUAAUCGGACGUACGAGAUCGCGCCGGGAUCUCGUAGCGCGGUUGCGAACUUGCGAUGUCAUUUGUGGCAUCCUCCGUUUUUUCUCCUUGUCCGUAAACAAAAGCAAUGGAAAGUCUCCUUUCCAAAUUCCAAUAUUCUGCUUCGCUUGUUUGUUUCUUCCCUCCUUUCCUCUUCUGCUUCUCCUCCUCCUCCCACCGCCGCAUGGUGUGAUCAGCCAAGAAAAACCAUCCAUCCACGCAGCGAUGCUGCCACCGCCGGCCGCCGCGGCCGCCGCGCUCCUGCUGCUCCUGGCGCUCUCCGCCGGGGCCAACGACAUCGCGUCGGACGCCGCGGCGCUGCAGGCGUUCAUCGCGCCGUUCGGGUCGGCGACCGUGUCGUGGAACACGUCCCAGCCGACGUGCUCGUGGACGGGCGUCGUGUGCUCCGGCGGCCGCGUCGUGGAGGUCCACCUCCCGGGGGUUGGACUCCGCGGCAACGUCCCCGUGGGCGCGCUCGGGGGCCUCGACAAGCUCGCCGUGCUGUCGCUGCGCUACAACGCGCUCUCCGGCCCGCUGCCGUCCGACCUGGCCAAGUGCGCGGAGCUCCGGGUAAUUAAUCUGCAGUCGAAUCACUUCUCCGGCGAGCUCCCCCCGGAGAUUCUGGCUCUCCCGGCGCUGACGCAGCUCAACCUCGCGGAGAACCGCUUUUCCGGGAGGAUUCCGGCGAGCAUUGCCAAGAACGGGAGGCUACAGCUGCUCUACUUGGACGGCAACCUCCUCACCGGCGAGCUGCCGAAUGUCAACAUGCCAUUGCUCACCUCGUUCAACGUCUCCUUCAACAACCUCACAGGCGGGAUACCCAGCGGUCUCAGCGGCAUGCCGGCGACGUCUUUCCUCGGCAUGUCGCUGUGCGGCAAGCCCCUCGCCGCUUGCCGAACGCCGAUUUCCAUCCCACCGUCGCAGGCUCCGGCGCUCUCGCCAGAAGGCGCGGUCUCGGCGGUCGGCCGCGGGAGGGGCGGACGCCGCCUAGCCGGAGGAGCCAUUGCCGGCAUUGUGAUCGGCUGCGCGCUCGGCUUCCUUCUCGUCGCCGGCGUUCUGGUCCUCGCGUGUGGCGCGCUGCAGCGCAAGCCAAGACCGCACCACAGCCGUGACGUCGCGGCGGAGCUCGCCUUGCACAGCAAAGAGGCAAUGAGCCCGAGCGUGUACACGCCGCGCGUCUCGGACGCGCGGCCGCCGCCGCCGCCGGCGGCGGUGGUCCCCGCGAUACAACCGGCCGUCGCCGCCAACGUCGCAGGAAAGAAGAAGCUCUUCUUCUUCGGGAGGGUGCCGCGGCCGUACGACCUCGAGGACCUGCUGCGCGCGUCGGCCGAGGUGCUCGGCAAGGGCACGUACGGGACCACGUACAAGGCCGCGCUCGAGACCGGGCCGGUGGUCGCCGUGAAGCGCCUCAAGGAGACCUCAUUGCCGGAGCGCGAGUUCCGGGACAAGGUCGCGGCGAUCGGCGGGCUGGACCACCCCAACGUCGUGCCACUGCAGGCCUACUACUUCAGCAAGGACGAGAAGCUCAUGGUGUACGAGUUCGUCGCCAUGGGCAGCCUCUCGUCGAUGCUUCACGGAAACCGUGGCUCCGGCCGGUCGCCGCUGCUCUGGGAGUCGAGGAGGCGCAUCGCGCUGGCGUCGGCGCGCGGGCUGGAGUACAUCCACGCGACGGGCUCCAAGGUGGUGCACGGCAACAUCAAGUCGUCGAACGUACUCCUCAGCCGGUCGUCGGUGGACGCGCGCGUGGCGGACCACGGCCUCGCGCACCUCGUCGGCCCGGCGGGCGCGCCGUCCAGCCGGGUGGCGGGGUACCGCGCGCCGGAGGUGGUGGCGGACCCGUGGCGGCUGUCGCAGAAGGCCGACGUGUACAGCUUCGGCGUGCUGCUCCUGGAGCUGCUCACCGGGAAGGCCCCCACGCACGCCGUGCUGCACGACGACGAGGGCGUGGACCUGCCGCGGUGGGCGCGCUCCGUCGUGCGGGAGGAGUGGACGUCCGAGGUGUUCGACACGGAGCUCCUCAGGCACCCCGGCGCCGAGGACGAGAUGGUGGAGAUGCUGCGGCUGGCGAUGGACUGCACCGUGACCGUGCCGGACCAGCGGCCGGCGAUGCCGGAGAUCGUCGUGCGCAUCGAGCAGCUGGGCGGCGCGGGCUCCGCGCGGACCGCCCGGAGCGUGUCGAUGGACGACGCCGACGACCGGCCGCUCAGGCCCGCCGGGUCGACCCGCGAGAGCUGAAGCGUUGAUCACUCAGCAUAGUUGCUCGUUCGGUAACUCUAUGAAAGGUCCUGAAUUUUUUUUUCCUUCAUUUCAUUUUUUUUGGCUGCGUCCUUGUGUUUGUCUUAGGAAAUUACUUACGGUGUGAUGUUAAUUCUUUGAAGUUUCAUGAAUUUCUUGAUACUUCUUUCAUCGGAUUUCAAUCGUCCGGUUAGCUGCGUGUGUGUGUGUCUUGAGAUGAGAUGUUGGUGAUAGGAGAAGCACACUGGUGCAAUAUGUAAUUACCACUACAUGGUUGAUGUCACUAUUGACAAAUGAGAAAUUACUCCCCCUUCGAGGUUU
Messenger RNA from Oryza sativa Japonica Group (Japanese rice), 2671 nucleotides. RefSeq names its product probable inactive receptor kinase RLK902. Gene Ontology annotation, biological process: protein phosphorylation. The record is from RefSeq and is a predicted model, not a curated record. Lineage: Eukaryota; Viridiplantae; Streptophyta; Magnoliopsida; Poales; Poaceae. Gene Ontology annotation, molecular function: ATP binding; protein binding; protein kinase activity.